Molecule: messenger RNA, 4849 nt
Organism: Poecilia reticulata (guppy)
Lineage: Eukaryota; Metazoa; Chordata; Actinopteri; Cyprinodontiformes; Poeciliidae
Source: RefSeq, a predicted model, not a curated record
CUUUCCUCCCUCCCAUUUUUUUUAUUUAAUCGUUAUUUAUUUAAUUAAUUUGCAGCCACCAUCUCCCGGUCGGUGCGCUGCAGAGGGAAUGAUGCGGGCAGCGUGCGUCGCCGCUUCAUAGGCGCAUCCGCAGCUUCUCUGCGUGGUGCAAGGUGUCUUUGAACCUGAGACGGAGAAGGAUCUCCGGGAGAAAUCAGAGGAAGGCUCUGUUUUGACUCACGCAUGUCGAGAUGGUGUUGGACAAGCAUCUGCUGAAGGGUGGUUCCCUGCAGGUAGUGCUGCCUCUCUUUCCCUGUAGUAUCGGGUGUGGACGAUGAUGACGAUGUUCCUGAAUAGAUUCAGACAGACCGAGCAUCGUCCUCGACGCAGUCUCCAACAGACGAAACUUUCCAGGAGCCGGAAAAUUAUUAUCAACUCACACGACGCUCUGAGAGGCAGCGUGGUUUCAUCUCCCUCUUCUGACGACGAACAUGAGAGAGAAGAAAGUAUCCCUAGGUAGACCUGCUGAGUCACGACCAGUCAAACCUCUUUAGGUCAUCAAGGACCUGCUUUAUUCUUCUAAAGACCAGAGAAGCACCUCUCACUGCGGACCAUCAGAUUUAUUGAAAGAGCACAGAUUCAUAAAGGGCAUUGUGUGGAUCUCAGCAUGCUGCCAACAGGACAGAGCAAGCCAUCUGGAACUUUUCACAAAAUCCUUCGACCGCUUCUGUUCAGUAUUUUUAUCCUCGGAUGUUUUGUGACUGCCUUCUUGAUGUAUUUUAAGCCAUCCACCAGCUGGUUAAAUGGUCCAUUAGAAUCAUCUGAUUCCUCAAAUCAUGUCAAGCAUGUCUUUGCAAAGAGUGACAAAAACAUGACUACAGUUCUCGUUUGGCUGUGGCCCUUUGGACAAACCUAUGAAAUGAACAUCUGCAGCUCUGCCUUCAACAUCGAGGGCUGCUUCAUCACAAUCCACAAGGACUACAUCACUGAAAAACUCUACAUCCCCCUCUCUGUGGGCACAGUGCCGGUGGUUCUUGGCACGACCAGAGAAAACUACGAGAACUUUGUUCAAGGAGACGCUUUUAUCCACGUGGAUGAUUUCAGCUCACCCAAAGAGCUGGCUGACUACCUGCUUCUUCUGGACAAGAACGAAGAACUGUACCUUGGGUACUUCAAAUGGAGACGGCACUUUAAAGUAAACAGAGCCCAUUUCUGGGCAGAGCACACAUGCCAGGCUUGUGCUUACCUGAGACAACACAAAGAAUACAGGGCAUUCAAUAACCUUAACAAGUGGUACUGGGGCUGAUGGUGCUUAGAUGGACUAUGCAGCACUCAUCACCUCUCUACAAGGUGGGACAUAGCACACAGAAAAAAACAAAAAAAACAAUAACUUGGUGAGACAAACAUUAAGUUGAAAAUUUAGAUGUAAUAUUUAAUUCGGGCCUUUUUGAAACACCAUCUCGUUUGUGAUUGUAAAGAUGUCACCUAUGCAGAGCACUGAAGUCAAAUGUGAAGGUAGUUUAACACUGUCGUACAUCAUUUUGGAAAUCUGUAGCCGUUUUUAAACAUUCUUUGGCGUUUACAUUUGCACUGCAAACCUAAAAGAUGCUUCUCUUUACAUUUUGUGAAGAAUGAUCAAUGAUCGUAGUAGUAAUUACUCGCAGGGGGCAUGUCAUUAAGAGCUUGGUUUCUGUAGCUGGUACCCAGAAAAAAAAUUAUAUGAAUUGGAUUUUAUUUAGAAGGUUAGCGUGAACAACCAGAGUUUUCAGCAUUAUCCAAGUCUUGACAUGAACGAUGAAAAUAAGUAAGAAAUAUGGAGACUAUCUUAUCUUCUUCUCUUUUUACCUUCUUUUUUUCUGUUUAACUUCUUGUUUCAAUCUAUCCUUUAACACCUCUAUGUUUACUUAAAUCUUUUUUUAUUUCUUGUAUUCUUAGUCCUCUUUCUUUCCUUUUACCCUUCAUUCUUCCAUUUCUUUUGUACUUCCUUCAUAUUUUGAGUCCCUCUCCCCCUCUUCCUUUCUUCCUUUUCUUUUUCCUUUCUUCCUCGGUUUCCGUGGCGCUCUGACUAUUUCCUCUUAUGUUUAAAUCCAGAUACUCAAAGGCAAAGACAAGAUACAUUUCUACAAGGUUACAGAAGGAAAUGAACAAAAUUUUGCUGUAAAUCCUUUGAACAUUAAGCAAACCACUACACUCAGGAAUCAUUUCAUCCCAAUUAAACUGGUUACAACAACCCGAUCACACGAAUGUGACUCCUCUGAAAAAACACCAUUGAUCUAAUGUCAACAUUUAUCAGGAUCUCCAAGCAUACUGACUACUUUCCAAACUAAAUAUGACAAACUCUGAGACAGCUGUGCAAAAGCCUUCUUAAUGGCAUCGCCAAAUUAAUCACAGAACCGAUGGUGUCACAAAAACAUGAACCAACGUUUGUGUUUGUUUUGUCUAUUUUUAAAGAAAAUGAUGUCCCAUCAGGUUAUCCCUGUGAUUAUGAACGUCUUUGUUAGCCUGUCAGCCAGUUUUUUUACAGCUGAUAUAAAUCAGGCUGCUUUUGGUAACAACUAGGCCAAAUGCAGUAUAACUCCGGGAAAUGCAAAGCCUUUGAAAUGACGUGACUAAACUUUUGUAAAAACAAAAGACAGUCUUUAACCCGCCUUGACCUCCUCAAAACCAAAUGAUGUGUAACGCCAAAAGUCAAGACUAAUUCAUAGUCCAGCAGCAUGUCAAGUUAUGAAAAGCCUAAAUUCUCUAAAACAAAUUCAGUUCAGGUACAGAACUUUUUUUGCGAUAUAAACUAACUUUCAAAUUUAAAAUUGGUGUUAAGAAGGACACUCUAAAAUGAUCGGCUGCAACAUUCAGCUUGUUGUAGCCAACAUCUCAGUUUACAGCAGCUGACAGUCAAUCCGUUCUAAAGGAGCCUCCAACGACUCGAUACUGAAGAGCAUAAAGUCUCAGUGCCAAUUAAAGGUCCGUAUACACUGAGCAGGUGUUACUUUUUUAAAUGUAUUUGUUUUUUACAAACCCCACCAACUUGAAAUAAUUACAUGAUUGGUUGAUUUUACUAUUUGUUACUGCUCACAGGUGACUAGCAUUGGAAUAGUCCUCAGGAUUUUCUCGAGGGUUCGACCAAUCAUGGAGCUGUUGAGGUCCUUUUAUCUACCUAGCAACAGAGCCAAACGACUUCUGAAACAAACCUGGCAAUUUUGACCCUUACCCUAAGUUGCUCUUACUGUUAACAAUAUUUAAAUUGCAAAAAAAACCCACUUAUGAAUGCAGGAUUUUAUUUCUGAUGAUCAGACGUUCUUCACAAAGUGUCCAUUUAUUUUUAUUUCAAUAAUUUAUUAGGCUCUUUGAGAGUACUUAGAGGGCCCUGAUGGGUCAUCUGUUAAAAUGAUGCCUAUUGUGGAUUAUGAUGCACCUGCUCUGUUAUCUCAUGCAGCAGGUGCAGAAGACAAGAUAAGGCUAAAUACUGACUUUUCAACAAAAGCAAAACUGAACAGAAGUUUUUCCACAACCAUUUUAUUCUGAAUUAAAAAUAUUUAAUAGAUCGUCCAUAUUUUUUUUCUGACUCAUCGGAGAGUCGGUGGUUGAAAGCGGGUUUUGCGGUGCUCUUUUUCCCUCUGUUGCAUGUAGCACUACAAAACAAUUAAGAUCACGUUGUCACAUUGUCACAGGAAUAGAAUUGUAUUAUUUUUAGAAAUGUAAAUCAGAUUCCAUCGCCACCCGUCAUUAAUGUUUGCACAUUGUGUUUUCUUUUUUUCAUUUAAGUUUUAGUUCUGAGCAAAAACCAUGUGAACAUUUUAUGCAAGUUGAACUGGCAGCUUUCUUUUGGGUCAAAGCCUGAAAUAUAUAUUUUGGUGUGAAUUGAAAUACUUCUUCAUUAUCACUGGAACCAGCGUGUAAAGUAUCAUGAGCUCAGUUUUACACUACACUCUGGCUACUAGGAUCACUAUUGAAACAAGUGCAUACGUGACAUAAACUGAAGGGUUCAACCUGAUAAAACGGGGCUGUGACAUGAGAUUAUCAAUCCAACUCCAUUAGCGAAAGAACAGCAUAAGAUGUAAAUAUUUUUACAGUUCAGAUGUCUUUAUAACAGUGAUAUGAAGCUGAAUGAAAUUCUACUGUAUCCUUGCGGGCGACGUUUUGAGGAAUUAAGAGGCUAUACGCUGAGGUAAACAGUCGGAAACUCUUAAAGUAAAAACACAGAUCAGAGACGAUGCUUGUAGUGCCAGGGAAUGGGAGCGUGUGUGUGUGUGUUUUUUUUUUUCAUUUAAAUGUUUUUGGAUCAGGUGGAAAUCCUGCUGGCAUCACCUCGGACAGAAAGGUGUGCCAAAAUACGCAGCACAGAUAUAGCACUUUUAUUUAUGUGAAGUUGUGUAACUCACUGUGCUUAUGGGUUGUCUUAAGUGGAGCUUUUUGAGUUUAUAAGCAAAGCCUGUCCAACAGAAGCUUUUGUUUACGGUUUUAUAAUGUGCAGUUCUUUCUCCUUUAUGAACAUGAAGCUUUGUUGUCCAGUGUGGUCGGUAAUUUUGCACAAAUGGGGUUUCCGUUGUGAAUGUCGUUUGUCUCAUUCAUCCUUUCUUCUUUUCAGAUACAAUGAGCUGUAGAUUGUCUGUUUGGGAUCGGAAGGUAAAUCAGGAAUUAUCUGGUUAAUUUACAGGUACGGAGAUAAAAAAAACAUAUUGUACUAUGAAUGGGAUUAAAUCUCUUAAGUGUGGUUUCUACUGAAAAAAAAAUCUGCCAGUUUACUGAGACAUUCAGUGAGUCAGAACAAGUUUUUUGCCAAAUCAUUGUAUUUUGCCAAAUGUGUUCUAACUGUAGAUGUCUACUAGUAAAAUGGAGAGAAUAAAGGUAAGGGUAAAUGAAUAAACCUGAA